Archocentrus centrarchus (flier cichlid) is the source of this 2095-nucleotide messenger RNA. It is a transcript of the gene serpinh1b, whose product is annotated as serpin peptidase inhibitor, clade H (heat shock protein 47), member 1b. Gene Ontology annotation, cellular component: endoplasmic reticulum. The coding region runs from base 184 to 1401 and encodes 405 amino acids. NCBI's taxonomy places the organism in Eukaryota, Metazoa, Chordata, Actinopteri, Cichliformes, Cichlidae. The transcript has 8 exons. Gene Ontology annotation, molecular function: serine-type endopeptidase inhibitor activity. Gene Ontology annotation, biological process: negative regulation of endopeptidase activity; collagen fibril organization. The record is from RefSeq and is a predicted model, not a curated record.
UCCCAUUCCCAACUUCUAGAAAUUUCUCUUUUGGGAUAUAUAGAGCCAGGAAAGUCUGUCACAGUUACACUAUCCACCGGACACAGCUCAGAGAAGCGACCCUGCGAUAAUCUGUGCCAGAAUGAAAAUCGCAGAAAUGAAAACAUCUCAAGGCUGCUGCAGCUGCUUUUGGAGACAGACAGGAUGUGGAUGACUAACAUUGUAGCUCUUUGUCUGCUGGCCUUGGUGGCCUCUGCAGAGGAUGUGAAGUUGAGCAGUCACGCCACCACGCUGGCUGAUAAAAGCGCCAACUUGGCCUUCAGCCUCUACCACACCAUGGCAAAGGAGAAAGACACAGAGAACAUUAUCAUUUCUCCUGUGGUGGUGGCCUCCUCUCUGGGGCUCGUGGCUCUUGGUGGCAAAGCCUCCACUGCCUCCCAGGUGAAAACAGUCCUCAGUGCUGACAAACUCAAGGAUGAGCAUCUGCAUGCAGGCCUGUCAGAGCUCCUCUCUGAGGUGAGCAAUGCCAAGACGCGCAACACCACUUGGAAAAUCAACAACCGCCUCUACGGCCCCAGCUCAGUCUCCUUCGCUGAUGAGUUUGUGAAGAACAGCAAGAAGCACUACAACUACGACCACUCCAAAAUAAACUUCAGGGACAAGAGGAGCGCAGUGAACUCCAUCAAUGAGUGGGCGGCCAAGUCCACAGGUGGCAAGCUGCCCGAGGUCACCAAGGAUGUGCAAAACCCAGACGGAGCUAUGAUUGUCAACGCCAUGUUCUUCAAGCCUCACUGGGAGGAGAAAUUCCAUGAUAAAAUGGUCGACACCCGUGGUUUCCUGGUUACUCGCUCGUUUACUGUUGGAGUUCCCAUGAUGCACCGUACAGGUCUUUAUGAUUUCUAUGAGGACACAGAGAACAAACUCUUUGUGCUGAACAUGCCUCUGGGCCAGAAGCAGGCCUCCAUGAUCCUUAUCAUGCCCUAUCACCUGGAGCCCCUGGAACGUCUGGAGAAGCUCUUGACAAGGAAGCAGGUAGACACUUGGCUCAGCAAGAUGGAGAACAGAGCUGUAGCCAUCUCCCUCCCUAAGAUCUCUGUGGAAGUCAGCCACAACCUGCAGAAACACCUGGCUGAGCUGGGCCUGACAGAAGCUGUGGACAAAGCCAAGGCUGACCUGUCCAACAUCUCUGGAAAGAAGGACCUCUAUCUUUCCAGCGUCUUCCACGCAUCAGCCCUGGAGCUGGACAUUGAAGGAAACCCAUAUGACACGAGCAUCUUUGGUACCGAAAAGCUGAGGAACCCCAAACUCUUUUAUGUAGAUCACCCCUUCAUUUUCCUGGUGAAGGACAACAAGACCAACUCCAUCCUGUACAUCGGCAGAGUGGUUAAACCUAAAGGGGACAAAAUGCGCGAUGAGCUAUAAUGUUAAAGUUCUGAAUCGUGUUGGGUAGCUUUAUUAUUUGUGAAACCAUGGCAGGAAACUGUGUGUCUGCAUUUGUGUGUGAGUAUGUGCGUGUGUGUGUGUGGUUUUUGGUAUGAUUGUUACCUCAAUAGCACAUUCCAAUAGAUGAACUGUGGACUGAAUAGCUGAGCUUGGACACACUCAGAAUUCCCAGGGAAGAGUUGUGUUUAAAUGUCUCUGUCUAAAGAUCAUCCUGGAUUGAAUAAUCUAAAAAAAAACCCCAAAAACUAAAAAACACGCACGUGCCUUAUUUAAGACUUCCUCAAACAAAGAUCGGUCAGCGCAGCAGACAGCAUGCUUAUAUUAAGUAUGAUUUCUCAUUUGCAUCCAGUUUCUGCCUGUGCAUGUUCGGCUACAACCCAUGUGCGUCUUCUUGCAAUAUCUUUAAUGUUUAAAGAGAAAAAAAGAUCCACAAGCUGUUUAACAGUGCUGUCCCAUUCCUCCUCUCAUUUUGCCUCCGGGCUGCACUGAACUGUUCCUCUGCAAUGAGCUGAGCUUGCAGUGGAAAGGUGGCAAAAUGUCUGGUGCUAAAUUUAUAUUCACCACUUUCCAUGUCAUUUCCUUGCUGUAGGUAUUUUCCACAAAGAACCUGUUGGAACUGUGUGAUUUAUGUGAUUCAUGUGUUCAUUUUUCAAUAAAAUAAUUGAAGAGAAGA